Messenger RNA from Aaosphaeria arxii CBS 175.79, 819 nucleotides. RefSeq lists its product as uncharacterized. The record is from RefSeq and is a predicted model, not a curated record. The transcript is spliced from 2 exons. NCBI's taxonomy places the organism in Eukaryota, Fungi, Ascomycota, Dothideomycetes, Pleosporales. Bases 84 to 620 code for a protein of 178 amino acids.
CUGUCCGUCAUAGCGAGCUGUACGACGACACCCCACCCCACCCACUUACCUGCUUCUAAUGAACCCCUCGGUUCCCGUCUACCAUGAGUGCUGCUGGAGCUGUCGAUAGCCCAGAUGCCACAUACGAGGCGCUGGAGAGUUACAAUUGGGACGAUGAUGUGGAGUUUCAGUCCGGCCUGAGCGCCAUCCUGGGCAGUGGCAGCUCUCCAGAGCAAGCUGCCGAGCUAACGCUACGGGCCCGUUGCUUCUACUAUACAAGGAAGUUCAAUGUACAUGUCGACUUCGAUGGCUACAAAGCUUACCGAAGCGCCAACUCGUUGCACCCCGUUGUGACCAACGGCGCACAUGCCCCCGCCGCUGCCUCGAGCGCAGAAUCAGCUGGUGGAAUAUUACCCACUGCCUCAGGAACCACAAAUGGGACUCCCGCGCCAUAUCCUACAUCGUUCGCACAUAUCGUUGAGCUAGUUUCGUCGGGCCAACCCGUCCCGGGCAUCAAGCAGAUCCCAAACACAGUCCUGACAGGGCAAGGAACGAAUCCAGCUAGAGCAAAGAGAAGGAAGCCGUGGGAGCAGGAUGAUCCUCCAGCAGCUGCACAAGGGGAACAGGAAGCAGCCCCAUAAGCGUCACUUUCGAGAGGAAGAAGCGAUACCCGGUCUGACAGCACGGAAGAAUAUGGCCUUGCAGGGCAUUAGUGGCAGUAUAAAGUGCCAGUAUUUUUCAUGAGUAAAUAAAAGGACACAGUCCUUCGAUAUAUAUAUAUAAUCCGAUAGGUCGAUUACCAGACCAACAAAACAUAACAGGGUAUCUGCACAAACACUG